Messenger RNA from Ricinus communis (castor bean), 1605 nucleotides. RefSeq names its product probable inactive purple acid phosphatase 28. Gene Ontology annotation, molecular function: hydrolase activity, acting on ester bonds. Bases 120 to 1349 code for a protein of 409 amino acids. The transcript has 3 exons. The record is from RefSeq and is a predicted model, not a curated record. NCBI's taxonomy places the organism in Eukaryota, Viridiplantae, Streptophyta, Magnoliopsida, Malpighiales, Euphorbiaceae. Gene Ontology annotation, cellular component: cytoplasm.
AAACACAUUAUAAAAAAAUUAAAAUUAUUAAAUCCUAAAUCAAACAAAUUCUAAAAGUAUAUGGGGAUGCAGUUAGUGUUGGAUCCUCUAAUUAGGGGUUAAUUUAUGAGAAUCGGGAAAUGGAUUCUCCAAAGGCAAAACGGGGACUCCUUUCGUUCCUCUAUCUGGCCAUAAUCUUCAUUAUCAUCUUCACUUUCCACACCCACAUCGCAGUGAAACUGAUAAUAGGGCACCACAAACCUCGCGUUAAGAGAUCCUCCAUUCUCCCCCUACGGUUCCGUGCCGAUGGCAAUUUCAAAAUCCUUCAGGUGGCUGAUAUGCAUUACGGGACAGGGAGUCUGACUCGGUGCAGAGAUGUUUUGCCUUCUGAGUUCGAUUUCUGCUCCGAUGUCAACACUACUCGCUUUCUUCAAAGGAUGAUUCAGUCUGAGCAGCCUGAUUUCAUUGCUUUCACAGGAGAUAACAUUUUUGGGACUAGCACUUCUGAUGCUGCCGAGUCUCUACUUAGGGCAUUUGGUCCUGCCAUGGAGUCUGAACUUCCAUGGGCAGCAAUCUUGGGAAACCAUGACCAUGAGUCUACGAUGACUCGUGAAGAUUUGAUGUCUUUCAUAUCUUUAAUGGAUUAUUCAGUCUCACAAAUCAAUCCAUCUGCUGGAGAUCUCUCUGAUUCUGGAAAAGGAAGCAUGAUGGUAGACAUUGAUGGCUUUGGGAAUUAUGAUCUCAAAGUUUAUGGACCUCCAGGUUCUCCCUUGGCAAACCACAGUGUCCUCAAUCUUUUCUUUCUCGACAGUGGAAGCAGGGAAGUUGUUCAAGGAAUUCGAACUUAUGGAUGGAUUAGGGAAUCUCAACUUCGUUGGCUUCGUGGUGUUUCCAAAGGAUAUCAGGGCAAAAAUCAGGAUUUUAAUCACUUGGCAGAGGCUUCACACUCAGCUGCGCCUCCAUCUCUGGCUUUUUUCCAUAUCCCAAUUCCAGAAAUUCCACAGCUAUACUAUCAAAAGAUUGUCGGAAUUUUUCAGGAAGCUGUGGCUUGUUCAUCAGUGAACUCUGGAGUCCUACAAACCUUGGUAUCUAUGGGAGAUGUGAAAGCUGUGUUUUUUGGCCAUGAUCACAAGAAUGACUUUUGCGGAAAUUUAAGUGGUAUAUGGUUUUGUUAUGGUGGAGGCUUUGGAUACCAUGGCUAUGGAAAGGCCGGUUGGGCAAGGAGAGCAAGGGUUAUAGUAGCAGAACUUGGGAAGGGUGAUAACUCAUGGAUGGGAGUGAAGAGGAUUAGGACCUGGAAACGUCUGGAUGAUGAGAAGCUGAGCAAGAUUGAUGAACAAGUCUUGUGGGAACUGGAACGGUCAAGAUGACAUGUUUGCAUGUAAGUGAGACGGAUAUAUUGGAUGUCAUCUUUUUUGUAUAUCCUCUGUGGUGGUGAUGAUGUUAUUUAUUGUGAUAAUUACACUGCCAUUUGCAUGCCUUCUGUAAAACUAGGCAUGUAUCUGUGAUCUGCCUGUGUUGAAACGAACUCUUGUGCAUUUUCCUUUUAAAAAGAUUCUGCAACGCAAUCCAUUUGAAGGGAAUUUCAAAUCAGUAAAAAGUUGCAAUGAAAUAGUUUUACAUCUA